UGGUGUCUGGUCUGGUGACAGAUGCUGGAGAGGUGAGAACAUUCCUGGUGACGCCAUCAUGUACAAUGACCGAAAUCUGUGGGACGAGAAUCCGGGAAACUUGUGGCAGGAGAAAGGCUUGAUGUCGACGCUCCGAACCUGGACGGGGUUGGUCGCAGUGGGGUAUACGCUUGGACUACUUGCCUGUCUUGCAGCAGGGGUGACUGGUCCCGGGCUGUUCACUUCGAAGAAUGCCGUCUUCUCGACAAUAGAGGGAACCGCGACCGCAGCGACCAACUACGCGUUCGAUAUCUCGCAGUACGAGAGGACGCACCAGAGCAUCUACCUCGCGAUGAGGCUCAACAUCCCCAUCCAGCUGCAGAACUCAAUGGAGCUGAACGACCAAACGAGUUACGAAACCGAGGGAAGCUACAGGAUCUCGCUCUACGGCUCGCCGCAAUCCACGCUCGGCCGCGGGGGUGACGUCUGUCCUUACGGCUGCGUGUCGUGUCCUGAGGGAGACGAGGGUCUUGGGUUGACGUGCGACUUGCUCUCUGAGGAUGCGACGGGAGGGGAGUCUGUCGCUUGCGAGGGCGGGGAGGAAUGGUGCUCGUGGAUGUCCCUAUACAGCGUGAACUUCGUGGAGCACAAGACAUACUAUUGGGCGAUAGAGACAGACAACGGCAUGGACGAGUUCAUAGCAGACGCGGAUCCUGAUGCCUUCCAGGACUGGCUUUCCGAGUUCGAGUUGGCGUGGUACUACACCUGGGCGUUCGUGACCCUGCUGGUCAUGUUCCUACCGCCCCGUGGGUUCUUCACGGUGGCCUUGAGGGAUGACAUUCGAUGGAGCAAGUGGACGAGACUGCAGAAGUGGGCUGCGGUGCUCCUGGUCGGGCUUUUCUUCUUCAACAACCCCUUUCUCGCCGCACAGAUUUACGGGGCUUCCCCCAAGUCGACGUUCAUCUGGUACGCCGUCGCAGAGGGCGUUUUCGUGUCCCUGCUGCUCCUUUUCCUGCUCGACAGGCUGUUCGAGGCGGGCAACGCGGACAACGAGAGGGGGACCAAGGGGGCUCCGGCGAGAGGGGCGGGAGUGAUGCUCGCCCUCCUCCUGUGCAUCGUGUACGUGAUCAACAUGAUCGAUAUCCGGGUGUCGAGAGAUGGCAACCCAGAUCGGGUUCACAAAUACCCGUACACGUCGACUGGCACGGAGAAGAUCCUCACCGUUUUGGUCUUCGUCUACUGCUGCUGGGCGUUGCCCCUGGCCGGGCGGGCGUGGCGGUGGGGCCGGGGCCGAGAGAAGCUGCGAUCGAGCCCGCGGGCCCGGUUCGUCGUUCUCUCCUCCUUCGUGACGUUGGCGUUGCUGCUCCCGGCGAUCAUCCUGGAGUACCUGCAGCCGAGAGUACGAGGCGGAGCGGCCUUCACCCUCUCCCACGGGGGCGUCAACCUCUACGUCGUGGCGCUGGCGCUCCUCUGCGCUCCGACGCGCGCGAAGAAGGAGGCCACAGACGCCAAGUCGUCUUCGUCGCCGUCAGUCGCAGGAGAAGCCGACGAUGACGUCAUCCGGACGACGAUCAACCCAAUGGCCAACCACAGGGCCGUCGACACAGUACAGGAGGAAGAGGGGGACGAAGAGGAGGAGGAGGAGGAGGAGGAGGACGAGGAGGGGGAGGGGGAAGAAGAGCAACGCCCCAGGAGCCACAUUUGGUCCAGAAAGAAGCCCGCCAGGGUUCAGAACUCGACCCUUUGGGAGGACGCCUGA
Molecule: messenger RNA, 1738 nt
Organism: Ectocarpus siliculosus
Lineage: Eukaryota; Phaeophyceae; Ectocarpales; Ectocarpaceae
Source: the annotation of a GenBank genome assembly